AUGAGCUGGCUGACCAGAAACAACAUCCCCGCCUUCUGGGCAGACCCCUACUGGCAGCUCGCCUGGUGCCAUCGGACCCUUGAGUACCAUAUCAUGCAGAUAGCCAAGCGAACGCCGCGAAACCUCAUCAGUGACCCCGAUACGAAGCGACAUCAAAAGGCCGUGGAUUCCGUCACCGGGCGAAUAGUGGGAUAUGCCCGGUGGAAUCUGCCCGCAUCCCACGCCAAGAGCAUCGGCGGGGCCCCGGCUUGGCCCGAUGCCGUGGUUCCGUCUGUCAGCCAAGAGGAAGAAGCGGAGAUCCAGCGCGUUGCCGUGACAGCUCAUUGA
Colletotrichum abscissum is the source of this 327-nucleotide messenger RNA. Its product is annotated as acetyltransferase. The record is from RefSeq and is a predicted model, not a curated record. The transcript has a single exon. NCBI's taxonomy places the organism in Eukaryota, Fungi, Ascomycota, Sordariomycetes, Glomerellales, Glomerellaceae. Bases 1 to 327 code for a protein of 108 amino acids.